Molecule: messenger RNA, 4692 nt
Organism: Lethenteron reissneri (Far Eastern brook lamprey)
Lineage: Eukaryota; Metazoa; Chordata; Hyperoartia; Petromyzontiformes; Petromyzontidae
Product: solute carrier organic anion transporter family member 5A1-like
Biological process (GO): transmembrane transport; sodium-independent organic anion transport
Cellular component (GO): basolateral plasma membrane
Molecular function (GO): protein binding
Source: RefSeq, a predicted model, not a curated record
AUGUCCACUCACAAAGAAUCGCCGCUGUCUCAACGUUCCGCGGGCGUCGGAGUUGAACCCAGCGGCCUUUCGACGCGCGGCUGCCGGUGCAGACGUCGCUUCGAGGACUCACGCUGCUUCCUGCUCUCGAUGUGCAGCCUCACGUUCGUGCAGGCGCUCAUGGUGUCGGGUCUCCUCAACGGGGUCAUCACCACGGUGGAGAGGCGCUUCAAGUUGCGCAGCUCCGAGUCGGGCCUCGUGGUGAGUUGCUUCGACGUGGGCAGUCUCUCCGUCGUCGUCUUCGUGAGCUUCUUCGGCGGUCGAGGUCGCAGGCCGCGGUGGCUGGCCGCCGGCGGGCUGCUAGUGGCACUGGGAGCUGCAAUAUUUGCGCUGCCCCAUUUCUUGACCAAGGGUAGUUCGUCAUCGUCGUCGUCGUCGCCGUCGUCCACGAACUUGGGUGACCUCGCAGGAGACUCGGGGAUGCAGACUCCGUUGGAGUUGUGCGUGCCGACGACAUUGGCGGAGAGUCCCAACGAUUCCUCGCUCGGGGUCACCAAGGGACAGCCAGGCCUCGUCCACGCCCUCACCCCGCUGGCUACGGCCACCGGGGGAGGCGAGUACGCGUGCGGUGUCGGCCUCCAGGUGGAGGGGGUCGGCGGUGAGCGCACGAUUGCCAUGGCCCUGUUCGUGUUGGCCCAGCUGCUGGUGGGGAUGGGCGCGGCUCCAAUCUACACGCUGGGGCCCACGUACCUGGACGACAACGUGAAACCUGAGAACGUGUCCCUCUACCUGGCGGCGCUCUACGUGAUGGGGGCCCUGGGACCUGCUGCCGGGUACCUGCUCGGGGGGUUCCUCAUCGGGUUCCCCGAGUGGCCGGGGGAGCAGAGCUCCUUGAGCCAGGAUGAUCCUCGCUUCAUUGGAAACUGGUGGGGCGGCUUCCUCCUCUGCUCAAUUGCCAUGCUUCUCGUGGUCGUGCCCAUGUUCGCGUAUCCCAAGCGGCUGCCUCCCCGCGCCUCCAGCAACGCCAAAGGGCCUCCGACGAGUCUCACUUGGCCCGAUGACCUCCGGUGGCGGCAGCAGCAGCAGGCGGCGGGCAAAGUGAACGGGGAGGAGGAGGAGGAGAGGAGGAGGAGGAAGGAGGUGGAGGAGGCUGAGUCGGCCAGCGUCCAGGACUCCGCCGUUUCCUGCACCAGCGUCUGCAGCAUCGCCGUGAGCGUCCCGUCACCCGCCACGGAGGCAGGAGGGCGCGUCCCCCAGCGAACCUCAACGAUGAACUUUGGCGAGGACAUGCGAGAGCUUCCCCGUGCGGCGAUACGCAUCAUGGCCAACAAGCCCUUCCUAUUCGUGAGCCUCUCCUACACGGCCGAGUGCGCCAUCGUCACAGCACUCAUCACCUUCAUCCCCAAGUUCAUCGAGUCUCAGUUCGGAGUCCCUGCUUCCCGAGCCAGCACCUACACCGGACUCGUCAUCGUCCCGGGCGCCGGCGUGGGCCUCCUGCUGGGCGGCUACAUCAUUAAGCGGCUGCAGAUGAGCGCCUGCGAGGCCGCGCGACUCGCCCUCUGCUGCAGCGGCGUCUCCCUCCUCUGCUUCUCCACGCUCUUCAUCGUCGGCUGUGAGAGCAUCAGCCUGGGGGGCAUCAGCAUCCCCUACACCACCGGACCCUCGCUGACCGUGCGACAGCGCAACCUGACGGGCAGUUGCAACGUGCGCUGCGGGUGCCGCGCGGGGAGCUACUCGCCAGUGUGCGGCUCCGACGGGAUCACCUACUUCAGCCCCUGCCUGGCCGGGUGCAGCGGCGUGAUCAACGACACCGCCACGGGCGUGCUGAACUUCACGGAGUGCACGUGCGUGCAGAGCCAAGAGGUGGUGGCGGCGGUGGCCACGGCGGUGGCCACGGCGGCCGUGUCGGCGCCGUCGGGCAGCGGUGCGGUGCCGGGCCUGGCUGGCAUCUUCAUCGUGCGAACGAACCUCCACUCUGCCGGCUUCGCCGCGCCGGGGAAGUGCCGCAAGGAGUGCGGCACGCUCGCCCCGUUCCUCGUCUUCCUCUUCGCGGUGACCCUCAUCACGGUGUGCGCCCAGCCCUCCGCCAUCAUUGUCACACUCCGGUCAUUCCCGGAGCGAGACCGUCCCUUCGCCCUGGGGAUGCAGUUCGUGCUCCUCCGAGCCCUGGCCUACAUCCCGACACCCAUCUACUUUGGCGCGGUCAUCGACACCACGUGCAUGCUGUGGCAAAGCGACUCGUGCGGCGUCGUGGGCUCGUGCCUCGAGUACGACAGCACGGCGCUGCGCUUCGUCUACUUCGGCAUGGCCGCGGGACUCAAGGUGGCCGCCUUCGUCUUCCUCUUCCUCGCCUGGCACCACGUGCGCCGGAGCGCCGACGGGGGCUCGGGGGGGGCGCCCCGUCCCGGCGAAGACAAGAACGGCGUCCGCGUCAACUCCGUGUCGUCGCUCGCCGGCGUCGAACGGACCGUGGCGCCGCCAGUCGGCAGCGCAGUGUCGGCCUCCGACUCGGCCUUCACGGCGGCGUCGCUGGGAUCCGUGGAGGCGGAGACGCAGAUGCGAUCGUCGUCGCGGUCGCUCGGGGAGCCCCGGGCGGGUGGCUACGCGGAGAUGGCCACGGUGGCCACGGCGUCGCGAGCGCGGUCGCUCGCCUGCGUGGCGGACGGGCGCUCCGCUCUGCCGGGGGACGACGGCCGGGCGACGAUUUCCACCAGACUCUAGCGGCUGACGCUCGCUCACUCGCUCGCUCGCACGACGGCUCGCUCGUUCAAUUUGGAGGGGCCGGGGAGAUGGGGCGCAGUGGAUGGGGAUAGACGUCGGAGCUAUGACGGGAGGAUUGUGCGAGGAUUUGAUUUCGGAUUGGGUCGCUGAAAUGAACCCACGGCUCGAGUCGACUCGGCGCUGGCGAGGCGCGUGUCCACGCUGUGUGUCGGUGUGUCUUGUCGCCACAAACUAGUGCAUUUGAAAUGUCCCAUUCACGGUAUCCAUGCCGCAGCCUGCGCCCCCUUGAAAGGCUUUGAUGAGCACGAUCUACGGGUUGAGAACCGCUGGAUUAAGAAGUUGCUUAGGGGUACAACUUCGUUUCGCUUCGGGGUUAGGAUUAUGAUGAGUUUACCGUUGUGGUUAGGGUUGUGGUAAAAGCUAAGCUGUGAAAGUGACAGAUUUAGGGUGUAAGGUUCAUCUCCGAACUAAGUCAGAAAAAGCUUUGUUCUCAAUGUAUCCAAUUUCAUUUAUCUGCAGACGAGUCACUCUGGCUUUGUAUCUCAGAUGUGUUCAAUUCAUCCUGUUAGGAUUAGGUACUUGGAACAUUUGUCCCAGGGUUAUAUUUAAGAUUAGGGUCACAUAUAUGAGGUUAGCAUUCAUAUUAAAUGUGUGCUUAGUAUUAGAUUUAGAAUUAGAUUCACGUUGGGGUUGGAUUCAGGACAGGGACGAUGGCUCUUUAUGGAUAGAGUUAGGGCUGCAGAUGGGGCUACGGAUAACGCCAGGUGGCAGAGUUAGAGCCAGGGCUAGUGUGAGGAUGUUUACAGUCCGAGCUAGGGCAACCUUUGGGUUAGCGGUAAGACAAACGUUACGGAUAGGGGUAAUGAUGACGUCACCCUGCUGCUGCUCUAUAUAGGAACGGGAGACACAGCAGAGCCUCACCAUUCUGGCGAAUUGCCCGAUGAUGCUGGAUGCAAUUACCAGCGAAACGUCGUACUCAAAUUGUAAAUGUUGUGGUUUCACGCUUCAACACACCGGUGGGCUAAAGCAGUGAACUAUUUGUCUUUUGUCAACGUGACACUUUUUUACUGAUUGGCCGUGUCGGGUGGUGGAAGGUUACGACACAUUUAUAAAUAACGCGAUCUAAACCCAAAAACGUUGAUUAUGAAUAAUAUUGGUCGCGAAAGCCUACGUGUUAAACUGAUAGGGGUAGAGUUAAGAGCUAGUUAUGGGGCAUUAUAGCAAGUUGGGGGCUAAAGUUGGCAAUAUAAGUGUCAUGGUCACAAUCUUUGUUUUGUUUAAAUUUCGAGAGAACAUGCUAAAAUUUUAUAACACCCAACUAAAUUUGGGCCAUGUCAUCUCAGCAGCCAUGAUAAAUCUACUGCUGGUUGAAGGCCUCCCCAAACCGCCGGAAACCUCCCAUGAUCUGACGAUGCAAAGAUCAAUCCAGCACGUGCACACUGCCUGAUUUAAUCUGCAUGUGUUAUUGGCAUGUGUAAAAAAAAACAUAGAUUUAUCGGUUCGCUUCCACGCAAUCGGUGUUCAUCGAUGAAACCGAUGCACCUUGCUCCCCCAGUUGUUUCCCCGCUCUGUCUCAUUUCGUGGCUUGCGUUCGCUCCCUUAGCCGAGGAGUAACAUUCGCUGUGUUGUCCACGCGCCGUGUAAAUAAUCGACAGUCCCAUGCGCGACCGAACGCGUGCAUUGAGAGUGGAAGGGGCGACGUUCAUUUCAAGCCCUCGCAGCGUUACUUGCUUUGAUGCUUUGGUGCAUUGCGUGCCAUGGCCCUCUGGAGGCCGGCACCAUGCAAGUGACAUCUCCGAUGGCUUUGGUCCCUUUUGCAUUGCAGGUUCAAUGCUGCCCCCUUGCGCCAGUAGAGAUAGCUGGACCAAGAGGCCUGUGCGUAUCCGACUCACCACGACGCAAUUGCUUAGAGCCCGCUGAAGGCUUAUUAAUUAACUUUUGGUAUCCUCGCCAGUUUUACGAAAUCUUCUUGGUUCUUUCGGUAAAGUCACG